Messenger RNA from Drosophila eugracilis, 1777 nucleotides. It is a transcript of the gene RanBP3, whose product is annotated as ran-binding protein 3. The record is from RefSeq and is a predicted model, not a curated record. The coding region runs from base 106 to 1458 and encodes 450 amino acids. Gene Ontology annotation, cellular component: nuclear pore; cytoplasm. Gene Ontology annotation, biological process: protein export from nucleus. The transcript is spliced from 2 exons. NCBI's taxonomy places the organism in Eukaryota, Metazoa, Arthropoda, Insecta, Diptera, Drosophilidae. Gene Ontology annotation, molecular function: GTPase activator activity.
UGCGAUAUCCCAGCGAUAACAGUUCGGCAGGCUUGACACAGAACGCUCUUUUCUGGAAAAGAUUUGGCAAUUUAUAUUUCAAAUUUGCAACUAGCUAAGUUUGCAAUGUCCGAAAAUAAUGAAGCGUCAGUCGAAACUAACUGUUUCCGAGGUGGCUUCACCCUUAAGGCUUCUCGCCUGGGCGGUGCAGUACUGCGUCCAGCUGUGCUGGCCAACAGCAGCGGUUCCAACAAUAGUUCCACAUCGAUGACCGCCGGCGAGGAGGUCGCCCUGCUGAACAAUCCCUUUCUGCGUGAAGCAAAGGACGAGGAAGAUGACGAAGAAGUGGUUGCCACCGGCUCAUCAGUUGCCGAAUCUUCUGGCGAUAAGGAUGAUGACGAUGUGGACGAACGGCCGGAUCCACUGACCAAGCUGCGUAGCAAUGGCAUCGAGCGUUCGAGCAUGUUUGCCGCUGCCAAGAACAACAUGCCCCAUGUGCAGUCUAGCGGCUUUGUCUUUGGUCAGAAUGUGCAUGAGCGCGUCGUCGCCCCCAAUCCGGAGCAGGUCAUUUCAGAGCCAGAUACAGAGGCGGCCGGCAGCUUGGGAUCGGGUUCCGCUCAGGAGGCCGCCUCCUCAUCCACCGCCGCCUCGUCGUCGGCGCCAUUGCUUUUCUCCAGCGUCAUUCAAAACGCUGCCCAGACCACAGAGACCAGCGAGGCAGCUGCCUCUUCAUCCACCUGUAGCAGCAGUAGUAAUAACAAGGAGUCCGCCGAGGCUAAGAGCUUGACGGAUGUCGCCAGGGAGUACGAGGAGAGCCGCGCCCAAAAGCGCAAAUAUGAGGAGGUAGAGACCUUCACCGGCGAGGAGGAUGAGAUCAAUAUCAUCGACGUAAGCUGUAAGCUAUUUGCUUUUCUUAACAGCAACUGGGAGGAACGUGGUCGGGGUAGCCUGCGGUUAAACGACGCCAAGGACGGUAGGGGCAACUCGCGAGUGGUCUUCCGUACUUCUGGAAAUCUACGCCUCCUGCUCAACACCAAAGUCUGGGCUGCCAUGGUUGCGGAACGAGCCAGCCAGAAGUCAUUGCGCCUGACAGCCAUUGAUAACUCUGGCGUUGUUAAGAUCUUCCUGGCCAUGGGCCGGCCUGCAGACAUUGCCCAGUUGCACAAGGCGCUCAGCGAACGGAUUGCCAAGCGUAAGGUCUCACAUCCCGAAGAGUGCACCGUGGAGGAGACGAAAAACGGCGUGGCCUCCGAGGCAGCUGCCAGUCUACAGCCAGAGUCAACGACCCACGAUGACGAUGAUGAGGAUGCUACACCCGGAUCGUCGGGGGCAAUUUCCGCUGAGGCGGACAGCUAUGAGCCAAGUCCCAAGAAGGUGAUCGUUCAGCCCGACAGUAGCGCCGAUGUAAGCGUGCCGCCCGUUGAGGAGGGCGGCGAGGAUGCCGAGGCUGAGGCCAAGGAGUCCACCGAUCAGAAUUAACCGCCCCUCGCUCUUGUUCUUUUUAUACGAUUCAUCCAUGAAGAAAAGUGAAAACACACAACAACUAAUUAAUAAAACGCGCCGUGAAUUAUUAUAAAUUAAUUAUAAUAAUUUAUUAAUAAUUAUUAUUAUUAAAAGUAAAAUAAAUGAAGUGCAGAUUUGUAAACCCGUGAGCAGCGUUAUACAAAAGACAUUUAUCCAUUACGCUUUUUGUGUUUAUAUAUUGUUUUUUCUUUUGUUAAAAAACGAAAACAGAAGUUAUAAGAUAUCGAUAUCGAUCGUACUCGCUCUAAUUAAACGUUUUAAUUUAGUCACUAUA